CUAAAUGUUCUGGUUGUAUCUGUGUAUCUAGGUGUGACUACGGCAGCAGUGUGCGUGUACCCGUCUCGUGUGGCUGAUGCUGUGAAGUCACUGAAAGCAGCCAAUUCCAGCCUACCUGUCGCCUCAGUGGCGACAGGCUUCCCUGCGGGCCAGACCUCUCUGAAGACCAGGCUGGAGGAGGUCCGUAUGGCGGUAGAGGAUGGAGCUAUGGAGAUAGAUAUAGUGAUUAACAGGACUCUGGCCCUCACUGGACAGUGGGAAGCCGUGUACGAUGAGGUGUGUCAGUUCAGAGAGGCCUGUGGGGAGGCCCACAUGAAGUCCAUCCUGGCUAUAGGAGAGCUGGGGACCUACACCAACGUCUACAAGGCUAGUCUGGUGGCUAUGAUGGCUGGUGAGUGUUCCCUCUCACACACACACACGUACACACAGGGCGGUAUUACGUGCACUUGAGAUCCAACUCACAUU
Salvelinus sp. IW2-2015 is the source of this 465-nucleotide messenger RNA. It is a transcript of the gene dera, whose product is annotated as deoxyribose-phosphate aldolase (putative). The record is from RefSeq and is a predicted model, not a curated record. Gene Ontology annotation, molecular function: deoxyribose-phosphate aldolase activity. Gene Ontology annotation, biological process: deoxyribonucleotide catabolic process; carbohydrate catabolic process. Gene Ontology annotation, cellular component: cytoplasm. NCBI's taxonomy places the organism in Eukaryota, Metazoa, Chordata, Actinopteri, Salmoniformes, Salmonidae.